Molecule: messenger RNA, 582 nt
Organism: Rotaria sp. Silwood1
Lineage: Eukaryota; Metazoa; Rotifera; Eurotatoria; Philodinida; Philodinidae
Source: the annotation of a GenBank genome assembly
AUGGCAAUGAUAAAUAUUCCUCGCACGAACACCGAUCCAUUUAAUCGUUACAAAAUGCCAAGACUUGUAGCCACGGUAACAAGAGCAGGUAAUGCUUGUAAAACAAUUUUGGUAAAUGUAUCAGCGGUAGCUAAAUCUCUCCAUCGUUCACCAAUAUAUAUAACAAAUUAUUUUGGUUUCGAAUUGAGUACAUCAAUACGAAUGGAUGUAACAUCGAAUUUGUAUAUAAUUAAAGGGGCACACAAUCAAGAAAAAUUGCAAGAUUUAUUGGAUGAUUUUAUAAACAUACUCGUAUUAUGUCGUUAUUGUGGAAAUCCUGAAACUGAAUUAGUACGUCAAAAUUUUAAUAACAUAUUAUUUAGAAGUAAAAAGAAAUUUGCUAAUCAAUUAAAUGAUCCUAUUUCAAUUCAAGAAUUGAUAACUGAAGCCGAACGAUUGAAAAUAGUGGAAAAAGCUCCAUUCUAUGUUGCUGAAUGUUUAUUUACUGAUCAAAUUCUUAAAGAAAUUGAAGUAUACAAAACACUACUUUAUAGAGUAUGUUUUCAAUUUAUAGUAUAUGGUGCAUUUUUUUUAUCAGAAUGA